AUGCCCUUUCCCAUUCCACCGCUUCCUUCGCCAACAUAUCAAGCCGCCUACGCCAUCCUAGGCCACCACAUCUACGUUAUCGGCGGCCACCUCGGCGGCAUACUUUCCCAGCAAGUGUGGAUCCUCGACUGCCGCAUUAACCGCUGGCGACAAGGCCCUAGCAUGCUCAUCCCUCGUGUCGGUGCAUCUACCGCUGUCGCGGACGGCAAGAUCUACGUCAUGGGCGGACGGGGACGCCAGCUGCCAGAUAUUUGGGGCGAAGUUCUUGACCCAGCUGUUGGUCGUUGGGUGGAGGCGGAUUAUAACUGCCUCAACUCAAGCAGUGGAGAUGGCACGGAAUUCAAGAAGAAUAGAGCGUGCUUUACGGUUGGUGCGCGUGUUGUGACGUGCGAUGCGAGGAGAGUGGACAGGUUAUGGUUGGGGAGAAACGGGUGGGGCUGUUUUGAGGAUGGUUUCUUUUAUACAUUGGAUUACCCGGACAAGCUGGUGGGGCACGAAUUGGGGGACAUGGAGGAGUCGGUUGAGUAUUGGGGGAAGCCUUGGGCGGUGAAAGGGUUGUUGGAUUUGCCCAUGUGGUACUCAAUAGUCACUAGGAGGAGGCCCAAGCAACUGGCUGGUUCCGGAGGCAAUGGGAGGAGCUUGUUUCUGGUUUGGAUUCAUUAUUGGAACCAACAAUAUGAGCUCUGGUGCUCUCAACUGGACCUCAACAACACAAAGAGGGGUGAUGAUUGGCAGCUUUCUGCCAUUCCUUCUUCGUCCCACAAAAUCUUCUCUUCUUUUGACCAAUUCACCAUUGGCGGCACUUUAGUAGUUCAUGACUUGUGA
Messenger RNA from Arachis stenosperma, 825 nucleotides. RefSeq names its product F-box/kelch-repeat protein SKIP6-like. The coding region runs from base 1 to 825 and encodes 274 amino acids. Lineage: Eukaryota; Viridiplantae; Streptophyta; Magnoliopsida; Fabales; Fabaceae. The record is from RefSeq and is a predicted model, not a curated record. The transcript has a single exon. Gene Ontology annotation, molecular function: protein binding.